Molecule: messenger RNA, 4361 nt
Organism: Entelurus aequoreus (snake pipefish)
Lineage: Eukaryota; Metazoa; Chordata; Actinopteri; Syngnathiformes; Syngnathidae
Product: thrombospondin type-1 domain-containing protein 4-like
Exons: 17
Coding region: 23-2728 (901 amino acids)
Biological process (GO): extracellular matrix organization
Cellular component (GO): extracellular matrix
Molecular function (GO): metalloendopeptidase activity
Source: RefSeq, a predicted model, not a curated record
CAAUUGUAAACAUCCAUCAACAAUGCCAGGAGUGCGCAGGUGCAUCAUCAGGAAUUUGCCGUUUCUCCUGCUUCUUUGCUGGGAGCCUGUGAGGUGCCAGCGCACGACAGACCACAGGAAGGUCCCUCAGAGGGCAGCACAGGACUUUAGAGCAGACCUUGGAGGACCUCAGGGCUCCUGGGGGACCUGGGGGUCCUGGUCGGCCUGCUCCCUGACCUGUGGAAGUGGCGUGCAGGAGAGGAGUAGACCCUGCCUGCGGGUCUACAUGCCAAGAGUACCCCCCUUACAGCAAGGAGUUGUCAUCUCAGCCCUGAAGCCGUCAGUUUCUGUGUACCGAGACACCGAGAAAUCGUCUGAGGGCGACGGUCACGAAAUUGUGACACCACCUGGUGGGCACAGGAGGAUUAAUCCCAUCCUCCCAGGCAGGUACGGCUACGGAAAACCUCCUUUGGAGUCCGAUACGGGCCACCCGGCUUCUGGAGGUGUCCAACGCUCCAUCAGGCACAAACGCUCCACUUCUUCCCAACGUUUUGGCCUCGGGUCGCACCAUCACCUCCACAGCCGAGCCCAAACGCAGCCCAUGUGGGCGCCGCUCUACCAGCAGGGCUCAGCCAGACACGGUCCCGGACCCCAGCAGCAGAACACGGAGCGGCCGUACGACCCCCUGCCUACCUCUUCCUGUACGGGGGAGCACACCCACCACAGGCUCUGCAGCAGUAACGCCUGUGCUGCAUCCAGCAAACACAUCCGAGCAGUGCAGUGUUCCUCCUUCAACAAGCAGCCUUUUAUGGGCAGGCUCUACGACUGGGAGCCUUUUAAUGAAGUUGGCGGCGGUCAGCACUGCCAGCUCAACUGUCGGGCGGCGGGCUUCAGGUUCUACGUGCGGCUGUCUGACAAGGUGAUUGACGGGACGCCUUGCGGACUCAAUGACUCUUCUUCUGUCUGUGUGGAGGGACAAUGCAUGAGUCCGGGCUGCGAUGGAUAUCUGGGCUCCGGGAGGGUGAUGGACACCUGCGGCGUGUGCGGAGGCGACAACGCCACCUGCAGGUUGGUCUCGGGAGUCUUCCAGCACUCCCUGUCCAAGAUCGGCUACCACAAAAUCACGGAGAUCCCGUCGGGAGCCACCAAGAUCAACGUGACGGAGAUGGCCAAGAGUCGCAACUACCUAGCGCUUCAAAGCCGAUCAGGACGCUCCAUCAUCAAUGGCAACUGGGCCAUCGACCGCCCGGGGAUGUUCGAGGGCGGGGGCACCAUGUUCACUUACCGCCGACCCAACGAGAUCAGCAGCACCGCUGGCGAGUCCUUUCUGGCCGAGGGUCCCACCGAUGAGAUCCUGGAUGUCUUUGUGAUCUUCCAACAAGCCAACCCAGGUGUUCACUACGAGUACAUGGUCCCCUCUGAGGGACAUGGACGCCAACCAAACCACACGCCUGAAGGGAACGCAGUGAACGAGCAAGAAUACCACCCGGCGGGCGCAGGGCGGUAUCCCGCUACCGUCAAGCCCCACAGACGCGAGAGGGACUACGAGUGGAAGAUGGUUGGAACGAGCGAGUGCAGCGCCUCCUGUGGUAAAGGUUCCAGGUAUGCCGUCUUCCACUGCGUCCACCGACUGAACCGAGUCCAAGUUCAGGACACUUUGUGUGACAGCAACAGCAAACCAACACCGCAGGAAGAACCCUGCAACCUGGAGUCCUGUCCGGCAUUUUGGGAUAUUGGCGAGUGGUCGGAAUGCAGCAAGAUGUGCGGCCUGGGCAUGCAGCACCGCCAGGUCCUGUGUCGCCAGGUUUACGCCAACCACACCCUCAACGUGCACACCAGCCGUUGCAGCCACCUGGAGCGGCCCGAGACCGCCGGCACCUGCCAGAUGAAGAUCUGCAGCGAGUGGCAGAUCCGCUCGGAAUGGAGCGCGUGCUCUGUGCCGUGCGGGCUGGGUCAGAGGUCACGGGAGGUUCGCUGUGUCAGCAAUGUGGGCGACUUUGUUCUGGACGCAGAGUGCAACAUGAACCUGCGGCCCGUCGACUUAGAGAACUGCGACAUGGGAGCCUGCGCCAAGAGCUGGUUCUACACUAACUGGGGCGCUAAGUGUUCCACUGAGUGCGGGAUGGGCGUCCGUACGCGAGGCAUCCUCUGCCUGACCAACCACAUCAGCAGCCUGCCUUUGGAGGGUUGCGGAAGCGAGCGGCCCCCGCACACCCAGGUGUGCAACAACGGCCCCUGUGAGAACGCCAUGGAGUGGUUCACCGGGCCCUGGAGUCAGUGCUCUGCAGAGUGCGGCGCAGGCAGCCAGCAGAGGGCGGUGGUGUGUCUGACGAGCUCGCCCGACGGCUUCGCCGUGGCGCCUCAGUACGAGUGCUCGUCGCUGGAGCGGCCCCUCGGCCAGCAGAGCUGCAACGUGAGAGCGUGCGGCGCCAAGUGGUACUACACCGACUGGAGCGCCUGUUCCAAAACAUGCGAGGGAGGAUUCCGUGUGCGUGAGGUGCGUUGUCUCACCGAAGACAAGCAGUCCGGAAGCAGCUGUGACGAGCAGCUCAAACCAGCAGCGCGGGGAGACUGCAACCCGGAGCCUUGCGUACCUCAAACAGACGACCACUGCAAAGACCAGUUCUUCAACUGCAACGUGGUGGUCCAGGCCCGUCUAUGCGUCUACGACUACUACAAGGACGCCUGCUGCGCCUCAUGCUCGCGUCACCCGCACAGACAGUCCGUCGUCCACAGGGGGCGCAGCUAACGAUCACAUCCAGGGGGCCCUCGGCUCCACGUGGGGGACUUUGAACUUCUUGUUACCUGGGGACAGGAAGUAGGAACAUUGUGUGUGUGUGUGUGUGUGUGUGUGCGCGUGUGUGUGUGUGUUUGUGUGUGUGUGUGUGUGUGUGGGGAGCAAGGACGCAGCUAAAAUCAAACCCCACUCCACCUCCCCCAGGCAGCUGUUCAUAAUAUUUAAAAAACAAUUUGCUUUUUUUUUAUUUUUUAUUGUCUUAACUUUUGCUCAUGUGUGAAGGAUGUGGAAAACACAAUAUUCCACUCAAUGGAUGGACAAACAAGUGAAAAAGGUGAUGCGGUGUGUAUUAUUAUUAUUAUUAUUAAUAUUAUCAUAAUUAUUAUUAGUAGUAUCAUCCUUUUAUUUAAUUGGUCAGUUCAAUCAAUCAGCGCUCAUGUUGCAUUCGAGGAAACUGGGAAGUAUGCACUUCAAGGGGAAUGUAAAGAAAAACAACGGCCGACAAUCACAACAAGCAAGUAUUAUUUUUUGUGUCAACAGUCCAGUUUUCUUUUCUUUUCAUUACACCAUCUUAUAACAGAUAAUGCGAUGGUAAAUAUUGACAGUUUCUAUAGUUUUUUUGAAUUAGCCAUUGAAAAUGUAGUAAUGAGCAACACUACCAUCUAGUGGCGGCUAGGGGUAAUUACGGAAGGCACUAUCAUUGGAACGCCGAGGACAAAAGAGUAAGUAAGCCACGGUAAUUACUAAUUACACAAAUGCCGUCACUCACAGAAAUACUUUGACGCAAAAAUCCACUUCUUAAUCAAACAGGUAAGUGCUAAACAAGCAAAUAGAUAGUUGAACAUGUUGUAUGUUGUAGUCAACUAUUUAGUGCCACACAAGCUAAAGUUAGCAUUGCAACUCAUGUUACUGACAAAACGUGCUGUGUUAAAUUGUCAUUACCUACAUUAAUACAUCUUUACACACAACUGGGUUUUAUUUGUAAAUCUGUAUGGUUGUUGAAUGUGUGUUUUCAUUGUUUUCUACAAUUAUUUUUUUAAACUUAAUUUUCGAUGGCGUCGCCAUUUUGUGUGACGUCACUCCUGUUAGCUUGCGCCUCAAGCUCAAGCUAAUGUUGCAAUCUAUUACAAACAAGUUAUGUUAAGUGGUUAAUAAGCAGUCUUUGGUUGCGACUUAACAUGGAUAAGUGUCAUUGGAAUUGCUAUGUGAUUGUUAAAUGUGUUUUAUCUACUGGGUUUCCUGCAAUUUGUAUGUUUUGUAACCCAUUUCGGCCGACGCUGCCUUUUUGUGUGACGUCACAACCCCGAGUUGGUAUAUAAAAAAAGUGUCAUUUUUUCCUCGUCGAACUUUACGUCUUUAAGUUUCCAUUUUCUGAAAUGAAGGAUUCGUCCUGGACAGUGUUAGGCGCAACGAGUUUAGCAAAAGACCAUUUUCUAUUGCCUUACACAAAAGCAAAGUAAUGUGUUGUGGAAGAACCUUGUCACUAUGGUCACUACCAUAGACAUGUUAUAAGGGUACGUAGCAUCGACCGCUACUGCCUACUGGCGCUGACGAGACGCGGGGCCGCCAUCUUGGAGUGGUGAUCCGCUCCACUCAGUGCAAUUCAUUUGGCAGGAGCAAUGAACUGUCAGCGCAUUUAAUUCAU